AUGGCCUGGUUCAGCCUCCACCUGCUGCACCUCCUGUGGGCGGCGGCGGGGACCGGCACCUGGGCCCGAAGCUCGUGCUCCGUUCCCCAGGCGGCGCAGCACCUGGUGGAUGGCUUGCAGGUGCUCCUGGAGGACUCCGUGAGCAGCGCGGCGCCCCCGAACCCCAGCGUCCUGAUCGCCAUGAACCUGGCCGGGGCCCUCAGCGCGGAGGCCCGCGAGCUGCUGGCCGACAGGCUCGGGGCCGGCGACUCGGCCGGGCUGAGCGUCGGCCAGCUGGCCCUCACCAUCAUGGCCCUCAACUCCUCCUGCCGAGACCCCGGGAAUAAAGUGUCGGUUCUAUAUGGACAGAUGGAAGCCUGGCCACCUUCGAGCCCCGGUGCUCCGGCUUUGACCUUCUACGGGCCCAGCCUGGCGGUGCUCGCCCUGUGCCAGGAGCACCCGGGGAGGGCCCUGCCCGUGGCAGCCCGCCUGGCCAAGAUCCUGGCAGCCGGCCUCUCCCCCUUCAAUACGGACACAGGAGCCAUGGUGACUUUGGCUCUGACUUGUAUGUACAACAAGAUCCCGGAAGGUUCAGAGGAAGGUUACAGAACUCUGUUCAGUCAGGUACUAAAGGAUGUCGUGGAGAACAUCAGCAUGAGGAUCAAAGACAAUGGCAUCAUCGGAGACGUCUACAGUACCGGCCUCGCCAUGCAGGCUCUCUCUGUGACACCUGAGCCACCUAAGAAGGAGUGGGACUGCAAGAAGACCAUGGACACGAUACUUAAGGAGAUUGAGCAGGGGAAGUUCCACAAUCCCAUGUCCAUUGCCCAAAUCCUUCCUUCCCUGAAAGGCAAGACAUACCUGGAUGUGCCCUAUGUGUCCUGCAGCCCUGGUCAUCAAGUGCAACCCACUCUCCCCAGUCAACCCAGCCCCGUUCCCACCUCGGCAUCCAACAUCACCGUCGCGUACACCAUAAAUAACCAGCUGAAGGGGGUGGAGCUGGUCUUCAAUGAAACCAUCGAUGUUAGCGUGAAGGAUGGAUCCGUGCUCCUUGUUGUCCUAGAGGAAGCACAACGCAGAAAUCCCAUGUUCAAAUUUGUAACCACGAUGACAUCCUGGGGCCUUGUCGUGUCCUCUAUCAACAAUAUUGCUGAAAGUGUCCAUGACAGGACCUACUGGCAAUUCCUGAGUGGCAAAACACCUUUGAAUGAAGGAGUUGCCGACUACACCCCCCGCGACCAUGAGCACAUCACGGCCAACUUCACGCAGUACUGA
Molecule: messenger RNA, 1254 nt
Organism: Nyctereutes procyonoides (raccoon dog)
Lineage: Eukaryota; Metazoa; Chordata; Mammalia; Carnivora; Canidae
Gene: CBLIF
Product: cobalamin binding intrinsic factor
Exons: 9
Coding region: 1-1254 (417 amino acids)
Biological process (GO): cobalamin transport
Molecular function (GO): cobalamin binding
Source: RefSeq, a predicted model, not a curated record